This is a messenger RNA of Penicillium diatomitis, 666 nucleotides long. RefSeq lists its product as uncharacterized. The record is from RefSeq and is a predicted model, not a curated record. Bases 1 to 666 code for a protein of 221 amino acids. NCBI's taxonomy places the organism in Eukaryota, Fungi, Ascomycota, Eurotiomycetes, Eurotiales, Aspergillaceae. The transcript has 4 exons.
AUGCGGUCCGCCCCAGGCGGCGUCAGGCUAGAAAGGCAAGGCGUCCUGGAAGUUUGGGGUAUUGAGUACGCCGAUGCUGCAGUGCAGUACAUGAGUGCUCCUAUCUUUAGCUACAACGCGUGUCCGUCGGGUGGCUGUGAUGCCGACCGCCCUGCUGUCCCUCGGUCCGAUUUGAUGGGGUGCUGCCAGAUUGCGCCUCCUGCGUGGCGCAACGCAAGUGAUUUGUUGAGACGAGCGAAGACGAGAAGAGAAAGAGAAGAAAACAAGAUGCCGGCUGCACUCCGCAACCCCACAUUUCGCCGUCACCUGAUUCGCACCCGGGCGGUUUCACCCGCCCACAUCCAACGUCAUGCCCCAGACGACUCCGUCUUGGCAGAUCUCAUUUUAAUUCACACCGUCUGGAAAACCAGGAACCUCCUUUCCGCAGGUGGCCUACUGCCCCGGUUUGAGGCCUCUCAGCGUCCCCUCUCGAGCGAUGAAAACUCGUGCGCGUACGACUACGAAGCCGCUCCGCAGGCAGCAACGUAUAACUUCGUACAGAUACUGUACGGUCAUUAUGCACUGAUUGCAGUCACCGCAAGCGCAAUGUGCAAUGUGCACCAACUGCAUACGCAUGCGCUUGGGCAGCUUGGCAAUGAUGCUUCUGACGAGGCAGGCGCUUCGUAG